Messenger RNA from Echinococcus granulosus, 102 nucleotides. RefSeq lists its product as hypothetical. The record is from RefSeq and is a predicted model, not a curated record. NCBI's taxonomy places the organism in Eukaryota, Metazoa, Platyhelminthes, Cestoda, Cyclophyllidea, Taeniidae. The coding region runs from base 1 to 102 and encodes 33 amino acids. The transcript is spliced from 2 exons.
AUGUCCGACAUGCCCAAAGAGUAUGCUGCAUGCUAUCUUGCUCACCUGUCGACAGACCGAUAUCUUGCUGGUAUCACAGAACGCAACAGGACAGUGCCUUAA